Choloepus didactylus (southern two-toed sloth) is the source of this 2988-nucleotide messenger RNA. It is a transcript of the gene IFRD1, whose product is annotated as interferon related developmental regulator 1. The coding region runs from base 237 to 1592 and encodes 451 amino acids. The record is from RefSeq and is a predicted model, not a curated record. NCBI's taxonomy places the organism in Eukaryota, Metazoa, Chordata, Mammalia, Pilosa, Megalonychidae. The transcript has 12 exons. Gene Ontology annotation, cellular component: nucleus.
CCGCCCCGCCUUAGCUCCCGCGCUAGAGAGAAACAUGUGUCGUUUCCGAUCACAGCUCUUCACGGGGAUUUCUGCUACCGCCACUGCCCACUCUUACCCCCGUCGCUUCUCGCCUCUGUUGUUAGCCGAAGACUCGCCUCUCAGCCGCCCGCCGCACAGACGCACGAGUAAAAAGUGCAGUUCCAUUGGCUGAUCUUCGCUAAUCUCCGAGUUUGGACGGCACCGGGCGUCCCACGAUGCCGAAGAAUAAGAAGCGGAACACUCCCCACCGCGGUGGCAGUGGUGGUGGCGGCGGCGCAGGUGCAGUUGCAGCGACGACAGCGGCAGCAGGUGGCCAGCAUCGAAAUGUUCAACCUUUCAGUGAUGAAGAUGCAUCAAUUGAAACAAUGAGCCAUUGCAGUGGUUUCAGUGAUCCUUCCAGUUUUGCUGAAGAUGGACCAGAAGUCCUUGGUGAGGAAGGAACUCAAGAAGACUUAGAGUACAAGUUAAAGGGCUUCAUUGACCUGACUCUGGAUAAGAGUGCGAAGACAAGACAGGCAGCUCUUGAAGGUAUUAAAAAUGCAAUGACUUCAAAAAUGCUUUAUGAAUUUAUUCUGGAAAGAAGAAUGACUAUAACCGAUAGCAUUGAACGCUGCCUGAAAAAAGGUAAGAGUGAAGAGCAACGUGCAGCUGCAUCAUUAGCAUGUGUUCUUUGUAUUCAAUUGGGCCCCGGAAUUGAAAGUGAAGAGAUUUUAAAAACACUUGGACCAAUCCUAAAGAAAAUAAUUUGUGAUGGAACAGCUAAUAUCCAGGCUAGGCAAACUUGUGCAACUUGCUUUGGUGUUUGCUGUUUUAUUGCCACAGAUGACAUUACGAGCUGUAAUUCAACUCUGGAAUCCUUGGAAAAUAUCUUCACCAAGUCAUAUCUCAAAGAGAAAGACACUAAUGGUAUUUGUAGCACUCCUAAUAUGGUGCUUCAUAUCAGCUCACUUCUCGCCUGGACAUUAUUACUGACCAUAUGCCCAAUCAAUGAAGUGAAGAAAAAGCUUGAGAUGCAUUUACGUAAACUUCCAAGCCUACUCUCUUGUGAUGAUGUAAAUAUGAGAAUUGCUGCUGGUGAAUCUUUGGCACUUCUGUUUGAAUUGGCCAGAGGAAUGGAUAGUGAUUUUUUUUAUGAAGACAUGGAGUCUUUGACUCAGAUGCUUAGGGCUUUGGCUACAGAUGGAAAUAAGCACCGGGCCAAAGUGGACAAAAGAAAGCAGCGGUCAGUCUUCAGAGAUGUUCUGAGGGCGGUGGAGGACCGAGAUUUUCCAACAGAAACUGUUAAAUUUGGUCCUGAACGCAUGUAUAUUGAUUGCUGGGUCAAAAAGCAUACCUAUGAUACCUUUAAGGAGGUUCUUGGGUCGGGGAUGCAGUACCACUUGCAGUCAAAUGAAUUCCUUCGCAAUGUAUUUGAACUUGGACCCCCCGUGAUGCUUGAUGCUGCAGCUCUUAAAACGAUGAAGAUUUCUCGUUUUGAAAGGCAUUUAUAUAACUCUGCAGCCUUCAAAGCUCGAACAAAAGCUCGAAGCAAAUGUCGAGAUAAGAGAGCAGAUGUUGGAGAAUUCUUCUAGAUUUUCAGCACUUGAAGACUACUUUCUAAUUUCCUUUAAAAUUUUUUUUUGUAAUUUCUAAUGUAAUUAAACUCUAGAAACAGUUUUUAUCUUGGGAUAAACAUAGAUAACUUUUGUAGUAGGGCUUAUAUUAUAAUUUAAUGCACAGUAUUGCAAAUGGUGAGUUCUGAUUAUUGAGUAUUGUCUUGUAAAUAGAAUCAGUAAACAUGAAUAAAGUGUUUGUAAUGUUUGGUCAUGUUCUGUUUGUGAAGAGAAAGAAUCUUGAUUUUUCAUGAUGAAAACUUAACGCAAGGUUAAAUUUUUUAAUCUGGUUGUCAAAAAUAUUGAUUAUGAUGAAGUAUACAAGGUAUAAAAUUAUGUUCUUGGACAAAUGAGUUCUAGAUACAAUUUAUGGGAGAUCGUUCCUUUGAGGAAGCUGCUGUAUUUUAAAUUUUAAAUGGAACAUAGCUAUUUUUUAAUUUUAAUUUUGUCACUGGGCUUGACAAAAGGAAUUAUACCAUGAGAUCUCUCAGCUGCACUUAAAGGGAGUUCAGUUCAGCUAUUGCAAGUUCAUGAUGAAUUAGCAUAUGCCAGGAAGACUGCUAACCUUAAUCUCCAAAAGCAAUAACACUAAUUUUAUCUGCCGUGCAAGACCUUGUGCUCUUUACUUUAAAUAAAAGAUGUUUUCACACUUGAAGUGCUUUUAUAAAAAAAGAAUUUUAUUAUUUAUGCAUUUAAGGUAGAGAAUUCAAAAUGAUUAAGCCAAGUAGGGAGGGGGUAAGACAAAGCUUCAUUUGUAUAUCUGGAAACACAUUAAAAUAGCUGAAAAGAUGUAGCAAUAUGUAAUUGGUAUUAAACUCACUGACUUUGAAGGAUAAUGCUGCUUGGGUUGCCCCGUGCGGUAUUUUCCUCAUUUUAUGGAAAGUUGUAAGCAUUUUGACAAUACAUUAAUUAUUAUUACUACUUUUGGUUAAAAUUUUGAUGAAAAUUCUAUAGCACCAGAAAUAUCUGCAGUUGAGAAUUCAUUGACUGUUUCUUUGAUAUUCUUACUGCAGAAAACAGUGAUAGGGAAGGAGUGAGGGGUGGAGAAAUAUGUACCCUCUAGAUAGGAGUAGCUAAGAUAUUUUCCAAACUAAUUUACUUACUAUCCCAUAUUCCUAACUUCUGGAAGGUCUGAUGUGCUCCCUGGUUGAAAGUCAUUGGCUGGCUUAUCGAGUCACUGUUGCUGGUAUAUCUUUCAGUAUAAAGGAAUGGAAAACUGAUUUGGAAUUUCUGGCUUGAGUUUGUGUGUUAACCACCUCCUUGUGUUCCAAGUAGGUUAGAACCAUGGAAAAGGAAUUGCGAAGUGUUUUUCUAAAUUUUUAGUUUCGUAUAUGUAUACAUAUUUUUAAAUAAAAAUGAAUUUUUAUUAUUAUGA